Molecule: messenger RNA, 648 nt
Organism: Dichomitus squalens LYAD-421 SS1
Lineage: Eukaryota; Fungi; Basidiomycota; Agaricomycetes; Polyporales; Polyporaceae
Exons: 4
Coding region: 1-648 (215 amino acids)
Source: RefSeq, a predicted model, not a curated record
AUGGCCGGUCUUUUGACCGUCGUAUCGGCCCAUUUCCAGCUCCAGUAUCCCCCUCCUCGUGGUGAAUUCGUCGAAGACCAGGAGCCUCAUUUCUGCGACGGUUACGUUGACGCCGUUUCAAAUCGCACGUCCUUCCCUACCUCUAAGGGUAUCAUCUCCCUUAACUCGGAGCACCCGCAGUGGACUCUGGGUGGUAUAAUUGCCACCGUGCAGGACCCGAACAAUUUCAACCUGUUCCACGACAGCAACGGUAACUUCCAGCAGUUCCUGCCGUUCUUCGAGACCACGGGCGAAGGCGCAUUCUGCAUCAACAUCGACCUUGCGUCCUCCGGCAUUAGCGGCGUAAAGGACGGUGCAAAUGUCACUCUCCAGCUGAUUUUUGACGGCGGUGAUGGCCAGCUCUACCAGUGUGCGGACCUUACUCUCUCGGACAGCGCUACAAUCCCGUCCUCUGUCGCCUGCAAGAACGCGACGAACUCGGUAGCGACGCCCGUAUCCACCACCGUCGAGGCCACGGCAACCUCGCCUUCGAGCUCUAGCCCGUCUUCCACUAGCACUUCCGCUGGCAGCAACGGCGCCCUCAGGAAUGUUGCCAUCGGUGCUUCGAGCCUCGCGAGUGUCGUUGCUGUUGUUGCCGCUUUGCUCUGA